GGGACAGUAUUUACGAGCGGACUGACUGGUGCAAGGAGCCAUUCAGCGAUUAUUCGCAUAUUAACGUUAAAAUCACGUUGAUAGUACAGUAUGUCGUUACAUACACCAAAACAAAAUUACCAGUAGACACGAAGUGGAGACUUUAUAUUAAAGUAACGUGUAUAUAAUUGCGACAAUAUGGCGGCGCCCGUUGCUGCGCUCUCCUCUUCAACCUAACCAGCAGCGUUAUUUUGGGAACCAGUCACACAGAGACAAUGUGGCUGACAGCUCGCAGCCUGUCCAAAGUGCUGCAGCUCACCCUGGCGGUGAUCAAACCAGAUGCUGUAGCUCAUCCUGUGAUGCUAGAGGCUCUUCACCAGACAAUCCUGGACAACAAGUUUGUGAUUGUUAGAUGCAAAGAUCUCGUGUGGAGGAGACAGGACUCCGAGAGGUUUUAUGCUGAACAUUCAGAGCGAUUCUUCUACCAAAGACUAGUUGAAUUCAUGUCAAGUGGUCCGAUGCGAGCAUACAUUUUAGCCAGAGAGGACGCCAUACGUCACUGGAGAGAACUGAUGGGACCGACCAAAGUGUUCAGAGCCAGAUAUACUGCACCUGCUUCCAUCAGGGCCCAGUUUGGACUCACGGACACACGAAACACAACUCACGGCUCAGAUUCAGUCGAGUCGGCACAAAGAGAAAUCCGUUUCUUCUUCCCAGACUUCUGCGCAGAGGAGUGGAUGGAGAAGGAAGAGACAUCGUUCCGAUCAGGACAAAUGCAUUACGACGAUCAAAAACACAUCCAUACACUUUCAAUGCAAAGCUGAUCCCAGAACUGCUGUCUGUCACUGAUCUCCAGGGACCUCUUAGAAACUCUGCAAUUGUUAAUCGAUUGCUUGUACAACAAAAUGCAAGCUUCCAGAGAAGAUGCUACAUAUACAUACAUAUAUAUAUAUAUAUAUAUAUAUAUAUACAUACACAUAUAUAUAUAAUAAUGUAUUCUGUGUGAUGAUCCCAGAAAAGCACACGUUUAAUAUUUUUUGUUUGCCAGCACAGUUUGUCAAAGUGCCAACAUGUUUAUCCCAUGUUUCUGUCAUUAAAACAUGUCCAAGAUAUACAGCUUUAAGAAGUGAUUCAAAAUAAGGACAAGGGAUAAGCGAGUACACCAUUAUCUGUAUGUGUUCAACCAACUAAAUUAUGGAACGGACGGGGCUUAAACAGGACAUGGGCGGGACUAACCGUCCAACAAGUUUUAUAUUUAUUGUUUAUUAGAAAACGGAUAUACACAUUUUACUCUGAUACUCAUACUUGUAAAAAGUACAUUAUCUGUACCGGAUACACCAUCAGCCGAGUACUAGCUCAACCCUUAUAAGGACCAUAAAUGUUUCAUUAUUUGUCAUUAGAAAACACGAAUGACUACAUAAAAAAAUGUAACACUGUAUUGUACAAAACAACACGAUGUAGUAAGACAACUUUUUACAUUGUCGUCAUCACAAACUCCUGUCCAAGGCUUCACUGUAAAUAGUGCAAUCAUCAGCCAGUUUCUGUUUCCUGAGCCAUACAGAUUGUAGCACAGCAGCAGCUACAUGUCAAAUAACAAAACUGCAAAAUAUUUAUCAUUUGUAAAUAUUCAAUGAAGUGAAAUAAUACUUUAAUAAUAGAUUUACACACAUAUUUAUCCUAAAAGCGUCUUAUAAGUUGGGAUUAAAAAUGCUUUUUUCUUGCUUUUUGCUGAAUACAGAAUACUAUGAAUUUUUCAUUUAUUUUUGGCCUGACACUGUGUGUAGUGUAAAAUGUAUGUUUUGUAUUUUCUCUGACCAACCUACAGUUUUACAUGUCAAUGUCUUCAACGUGUCAAAGUAAAGUCAAACUCAGGCACCCUAGAAAUAGAUCUUACAGUAUUAAAUACAUUAUGGCCUAGUUGAAGGUCUUUUUUUAAAAGAAACAUGUUUUCAAUAUGACAAUCUAAAUUGUACAGUUUAUAGUCUCAGAGCAGAGUCACGCAUCCUUGCUGUGCUUUCGUCAGCCAUCAGACCGUAAAGAUUUUUCCACAAAUACACAAUCGCUUCACUUAUUUCACAGUUUUUCUUUGGCUUCUCCCAGUGUCCCUUGCGCUCAAGUGUUUAGUGUGGCCACCUGUUUGAGGGUUUCCACAGGUUUCAUAACCUCGUAGGUGGUGAGGGACUUCUUCACCUUCCCGUUCUUGUCCACCUGAUGGAUGCUCUGUGUCACUGUGAUGGUUACCUGCUUGGUCGACAUCCGAUUGUCCUGCCAUUUUGUCUGAUAAUGAUGCAGAAUGAAAGACGGGGCAUUAUAAAAUGAACAAUGCUAACAAUGUAAAAUUUGUUUAGAUUACAGAUUGUGGCAGAUUAUCCAGUAAGGUCAUCCAAAAUCUGAUCAGAUCAUCUGUGGUGCAAGAAUAUAUAUAUAUUUAAAAUCAUGGAUUGUCCUUUAGCUGCUGUGUUCUUGCGCAUGUUCUCCCAGAACUUGUACUCAAUAAAUUAACAUAAAAGAA
Molecule: messenger RNA, 2491 nt
Organism: Micropterus dolomieu (smallmouth bass)
Lineage: Eukaryota; Metazoa; Chordata; Actinopteri; Centrarchiformes; Centrarchidae
Gene: nme6
Product: NME/NM23 nucleoside diphosphate kinase 6
Exons: 6
Coding region: 255-803 (182 amino acids)
Biological process (GO): CTP biosynthetic process; UTP biosynthetic process; GTP biosynthetic process
Molecular function (GO): nucleoside diphosphate kinase activity
Source: RefSeq, a predicted model, not a curated record